This is a messenger RNA of Rhipicephalus sanguineus (brown dog tick), 1527 nucleotides long. RefSeq lists its product as uncharacterized. Lineage: Eukaryota; Metazoa; Arthropoda; Arachnida; Ixodida; Ixodidae. Gene Ontology annotation, biological process: proteolysis. The transcript has a single exon. The coding region runs from base 1 to 1527 and encodes 508 amino acids. Gene Ontology annotation, molecular function: aspartic-type endopeptidase activity. The record is from RefSeq and is a predicted model, not a curated record.
AUGGCUACAGGAGGAAUGUACGGCGCCAUCGAGCCCUUCUCGGGAAAGUCCUGGGCGUCAUGGAUCCAGCGCGUCAACUUCUACUUUGUGGCGAACGACAUCAGCAACGAAGAGAAGAAACGGGCCUUCCUCCUCACGCUAUGCGGCGCGGACACCUUCGAGACUGCGUGUGCGCUGGUCGCGCCGAAAACCCCUGGAGAGGUCAGCUUCAGCGAGCUGGUCGCACUUCUCCAGCGGCAUUUCGAUCCAAGACCAUCGGAGCUUUACGGCCGUUACGUGUUCCAGCGACGAGACCAAAACCCCGGCGAAUCGAUAAGCAGCUAUGUCGCAGCCCUCAAGAAUUUGACAGUGGACUGCUACUUCGGUGUGCUAGCGGCUACGCCUGCAACAUCGACAUCGUCAGGGGGAAGUCAAGAGCCCGUUUCACAACGGAACCCAACAAUGCUGCCACAGGACGUAAUGCUGCGAGACAGAUUCGUUUGCGGCAUCCGCGACGAACAUCUCCAACAGCGCCUCUUUGCAGAAAAGGAGCUGUCCUUCCAACGUGCUUUGGAUAUAGCCCUAUCAGCGGAGAGUGCGUCAAGGCAGCAGCGGGGAAUCAAAGCAGCAACGAACUCCGGAGAGAUCAACAAGGUUACUCCCAACAAGCAAGAAAACAAAAAAACGCCUUCCCGACGCCGUUGCUACCGAUGUGAUGGCUGGCACGACCCUUCGACGUGCAAAUUCAAAACAGCAGAGUGCCGUUUUUGCGCCAAAGUGGGCCAUAUCGGAGACGCCUGUAUUGCACGCAAGAAGCAAGAAAAGGAAGUACGCGCAAACAUCAGGCAACAAACGCACAGUGUCAACCCACUACCGUAUGAUGAAACUGUAAGCAGUGAUUCCACGUACGAGCUGCAUGCAGUAAAUGGGCGCACACACUGCCCCAAGUUCCUGGUAGACGUAGAAGUAGAGCGAAAAUCUCUGCAAUUUGAAGUGGACACGGGUGCCGCACGCUCUCUGAUAAGCGAGGAGACCUACCACAAAGCGCGGCCAAGGAACGCCCCCCAACUUUCAAGCGAGCCACUCGACUUGCGCACUUGGUCGGGAGAACUGCGUGUUCUGGGAACCGCACAUGUUCGGGUGAAGUUUAAGUCAGACGAUUGCGUGCUACCGUUGCUGGUGAUGAAAGGAGCGAGAUGCAACCUCUUGGGACGGGACUGGUUCGCGCCUCUCCAUAUCCAGGUCCACGGAAUCAACCAUUUGGAACAUCCAACAGAUGAGAUCAGGGAAGUCAUCUCUCGACACCCAGACGUGUUCAGAGAGGACAUUAACGGCUACAGAGGCCCCUUGAUUCACCUGGAAUUGGAAGAAGACGCAAGCCCCAAGUUUUGUAAGGCUCGUCCUGUGCCUCUUGCCCUGCAAGGGCCUAUGGAAGAUGAACUUGAUCGCCUGCAACAUCAGGGCAUCCUCUCACCGAUACAGCAUUCCAACUGGGCGACACCGCUGGUCCUCGUUCGGAAAAAUGAUGGAACAUUGCGUGUGUGGUGA